AUGACAUCAAAUACUGUGCCUAUCUAUCGACAGGGACGUAAAUUUUAUGUAUCUACUGAAGAAUAUGCUCGUAUACGUUCGGAAGAUCGACGACAGCGUCGUACAGCUGUACAAAAAUCUCAAAAUUUACCAAUAUCGAAAUAUCAACAAACGUCUAUGAGAAUGCCUUCAGCAUCUUUUUAUAGUUCGAUUCAUCGAACCAAUUCAAAUCCAUAUGAACAGUUUUAUGAAGUACUUAAAAAACCACAUUUACCUGCUAAUUCAUUAAUAAAUGCUGUUAAUCGAUAUGAACCAAAUAGAUUAUCUCGUUCGAUGUUAAGACGUUCUGAUGAUCAAAAUAAUUUAUUAACAAUUCCAUUGACAGCCUCAAGAAAAUCAUCAUUAAGUAAUAUUCGUUCAAGUUCUUCCGAUAAAAUACUUGAUCUACAAAGGAUUUCAUUACCAAUAUUUGAUACUGAUAACGAAGUCAAACAAUCACUUUCAGAUGAAAUUGUACAACCAUCAACAUUAUCACCACAACAAUCACCAAGUGUAUCACAUCGACCAAUUUCAGAUUAUGGAAUAUCUCCUAUAACAGCAAUUUCUAUGACACCUACUGAUCAGACACAUACGCAAACAAAUGCAUCAAAAUUUAUCAAUUAUUUAACUCGAAUGAAACAUUCAAGUUUAAAUCCUUCAUCACAACCAUCAUCACCAGCUAUCUCCGGAACUGGGUCAUUUCUUGAAACAGGUAUCCAAGGUUCUGAUCAUGGUUAUAGUGUACUUGGUUCAUCAUUUCGACGUGUUGGUACUGGUCUAUCAUCAUUAGUAACUCGAUCAGCAUCUGACAACAAUAAAAAUAGGAAUCUUCAGGAUAAUCUAACAAAUGAUCCAUUGUCAGAUGAUAAUAAUUCAUCUAUACCAUCAUCAACAGUAAUUCAACAACAACAACAACAAAAGAUUGAUUUAAAUCCUUAUCGACAAUUAGAAUCUAUUGGUGGAACAGAUGAAGAUUCUGGUCAACAACGUGGUUUAUGGACACGUUCAACACAUCGUAGUCAAUCAACUGAUGGUUUAACAGAAAAGAAACGUGUUCGUUUUGCUGAUAUGGAAGGUUUGACAUUAGAAUUUCGAUCUGAUAAAAAUCGAAUAUCAUCAUCAGUCAAUAAUCAAUCAUUAACAAGACGGCCACAUAUAAAAUAUCCGAGUGAUUUACGAGGACGACCACGACCUUUUUAUAAUACAUUAAAUCAAACAACAACAACAACAACAACAACUAAAACUAAUGAAAGUAAACUUGCAACUGAUGUAUAA
Adineta steineri is the source of this 1293-nucleotide messenger RNA. NCBI's taxonomy places the organism in Eukaryota, Metazoa, Rotifera, Eurotatoria, Adinetida, Adinetidae. The record is from the annotation of a GenBank genome assembly.